Messenger RNA from Portunus trituberculatus (swimming crab), 438 nucleotides. RefSeq names its product palmitoyltransferase ZDHHC3-like. Lineage: Eukaryota; Metazoa; Arthropoda; Malacostraca; Decapoda; Portunidae. The transcript has a single exon. Gene Ontology annotation, cellular component: Golgi apparatus; endoplasmic reticulum. Bases 1 to 438 code for a protein of 145 amino acids. The record is from RefSeq and is a predicted model, not a curated record. Gene Ontology annotation, molecular function: protein-cysteine S-palmitoyltransferase activity. Gene Ontology annotation, biological process: protein targeting to membrane; peptidyl-L-cysteine S-palmitoylation.
AUGCCUGCGGGCCGCGUGACGCAGCAACACGCAGCGGGGAAGGAGGGAGCGCCGGGCUGGUCUGAACACUGCGUUGAGUGUAACCAGCCCAGGCCGGACAUCGCUCGUCACUGUUCGGUGUGCAAGCAGUGCGUGUGGGAGCGAGAUCACCACUGCAGGUACGUGGCGAACUGCUUGGGCCGCGAUAACGUGCAGGCGUUCAUGCUGAUGUACGUGGUGGUGCCCACGGUCACUCUCAUGCACCUCGCCAUACUGGUGGGCGGGGCGUGGUGGCGACAGCUCUCCCUGACGCUGUUCCAGUGCAUUCAAGGCGCCACCAGCUUAGGUAUCCACGUCUUCUUUGUGUUCUUCAUGGACGAGGUGCGAGGCCGCCGCCGACGCCUGAAGCAAAGGUACCCAGCAUUCUUCAGCGGAGAGCAGGACGAGUGGUUUGCUUGA